Anopheles coustani is the source of this 1670-nucleotide messenger RNA. RefSeq lists its product as uncharacterized. The coding region runs from base 1 to 1254 and encodes 417 amino acids. Lineage: Eukaryota; Metazoa; Arthropoda; Insecta; Diptera; Culicidae. The record is from RefSeq and is a predicted model, not a curated record. The transcript is spliced from 5 exons. Gene Ontology annotation, biological process: phospholipid metabolic process; arachidonate secretion.
AUGUACGAUCUGCAGUGUUUCGCGUCUCUCAACUCAGGCCCAGUCCUGGUGGUGGUGCUCCAGAGUGUCCUGUUGGUGUACGGUACGGUAGUUGCAGGACAAAACGGAACCUCACCUGGUGCCAAAGGUGAAGGGACAGAUAGGGCAAGUCGUGACGUGCGAUUCCUGACAGCGUUUGAAACCGGUUCCGAUGUUUACGACGCAACCGAGUUCAGCCUCUAUCCAGUGGAGUGGAAUGGGGCAGACGACACCGGAAGCAGGCACCAAGAUGGAAGUGAGUUGGAGCAGCUGCUUGAAGGUGGUGCUGUAGAUGGAGGGUACCACUUAGGCGAUGUACCGGAAUUUGCAAGCACCCACCGGGACGGCGACGAGGUUCUACGUCUUUUCGAUACGGUGCCAUCUGAGUUUGGAUCCGAUGGAAUCAAACAACGUGAACUGUUCGUGGAUACUUUCACGCAAGGACAGAGCGAUCUCAGUUCCGAUUUGUCUCUUACCGGUCCGAGAACCAGCUCCCAUACUUCACCCUCACCGGAUCAAACGGAAGAGUUUUUCCGUGGCAUGUGGCAGAGUGUUGGCGAGUCCCGACCAUCGACGGGACUGUCCGGAAGUAUCCAGCGGCUCAUACCGCACCGCUUCCGGCCGCACUUUGUAAACACCUCCAAGGGUCUGCGGAACAUCCCGCAUCAGUUAAACGAUGGCCAGCUACAGCUGGCACCGGAGGACGCACUAGCGGCCGGUUCACCGACGUCCAACGGUGCCCAAUCGAAUGGUGUUUCCAGUGCGACCACCAAACCAACCGGCAGCUCCAGCCCGAUCGGCUCGCUGUUUAACAGCUUCAAGCGCAAACUGAAGGCCAUCUACCCGGGCACGGUGUGGUGCGGCGACGGCAACCAGGCAAAGAGCGAGGAUGACAUCGGGUUUUUCUACCUCACCGACAGCUGCUGCCGGGCGCACGACCUAUGUCCGAUCACAAUCGCUGCCGGUGAGCAGUUCAAUCGACUGAAGAACAACGGCCACUUCACACGCUCGCACUGUGAUUGUGACAAAAAGUUCUACAACUGCCUCAAGAACGCCAACACGCUCGUGUCGCGCCAAAUUGGUUACACCUACUUCAACCUGCUCAAACCACAGUGCUUCCGCCACGAACAUCCCAAGUUGAACUGCACCAAAAGGAGUCGUGGCAAAUGUUUGACGUACGUCGUCGAUGAAACGCAGCCGAAGCAGUGGCAGUGGUUCGAUAAUCUUAUCUACUAAGCAGCCAGCGGAGUCGACGGGGAUGGGUUCGCGAUGCUGGCGUUCCAACGUACGCUUAUUCUAUUUAGUACACACAAUAGAGGACGAAAAAGGAAUAACUCUGUACUUCCUUUUAAUUUAUAUAUGUUUCUUUUGAUAACCAUUUACAGAUUCGAGCGCGAGAAGGCCAUCUCGUUUGCAAAUAUGUGAUAACCGUAGAAAAUUUGCUUUAACCAGUAUCAACAACCUCUAUUGACAAUUGUUGCAACGAUGUUAAAUAUGUUAAAAAAUAUUGAGUAGGGUUGUAUCCAGAUUUGAAUUGUGUAUUACAUUAGGAGUCACCAAAAAUGGAAUACUCAAGUGAAGAUAUUGUUUUAUUUGUUUAAUUACCCAUACUUGCAAUGAAUGGGUUCGCCACCAUAAGAACUUGUUUUUGG